AUGAGGUUCGCAAUCGAGGAGAUAAACAACUCAAGUUCUCUUCUGCCAAAUGUCACCCUUGGGUAUGAGAUAUUUGAUGAUUGUGCAAUUACCAUCGAUAUCCAGGGAUCAUUUGCUUUUGUGUCAAAGCCUUCAGAACAUGCGGUGAAAACAGUCCAGUUUGAUCACAGAUACCAGCCUUUAGCCUCAGUACUGAUUGGUCCAUUGAAAUCAGAUGCCGCUGUCAUCACAUCCAACAUUCUCAGCUUGCUCGAUGUUCCUCAGAUUAGCUAUGGAGCCUCCAGUGAGCAACUGAGUGACAAGACAGAAUAUCCAAACUUUAUGCGAACCAUCCCAAAUGAUGAGAAUCAGAUUGAAGCAAUUAUUCUAUUGAUCCAGAAGUUUCGGUGGAAUUGGAUCACAGUGAUUGGGAGCAGCAGUGACUACGGGGAGAUUGGAAAACGCAAAAUGAUCUCAGGUGCCACUGCAGUGGGAAUCUGUGUGGCAUCUUAUGGCACAAUCCCACAGCACGAAUUAGAGUCAAAGCAGGAAAUUAUCAACAUUAUUCACACCAUCACUGCCAAUAAAGUCAAUGUUAUUGUCGUGUUCGCUGAUGUCCAUCAUGCAGAACAUUUCUUCCAGGAAGUGGUAGCCAUGAACAUCACUGGAAAAGUGUGGAUUUUAAGUGAAGCUAUGUCUGUCAAGAGAACACUUUCACAAAUCCCCAACAUUAAGAGAAUUGGCACUAUCUUAGGGAUUGCAAUAAUGCAGGGUCACAUGCCAGGAUACGACAAAUUUGUAUUACGGGAUAUCAUUGCUUUGAAUUCUGGUGUCAGUCAAAGCAUAAAAUACUCUGAAAAACAGAGGGAAAGGCGAGACUGCCCAGAUAAUAACUUCCUGGCUACCUGCAACCAAUGCAUCCCAUGCACAACAGAUGGUGUCAAGUCACUGUUACAGUAUUCGGAGUGGCGCAUUGAAUUUAAUGUGUACUCUGCUGUGUAUGCUGCAGCCCACAGUCUACAUCAGUUACUUCAGUGUGAUUCAGGAAACUGCAAGAAGGAAAGUGCCUACCCAUGGCAGCUUCUUAAGACUCUGAAGACAGUCAAUUUUUCCCUUAAUGGAGUGCCAAUUUCUUUUGAUGAGAAUGGAAACCCCCCAACAGGAUAUGACAUCAUUUACUGGGAUUGGAAACAUGAGGUUGUUUCCUUCAAUGUGAUUGGGUCAUACAAGCCCAAACCAGGACGGCUUCAAAUUGAUAGCUCCUUGAUCAAAUGGAAUUCACCAGAAGAGUGUAUACCUUGCAACCCAAACCAGUGGUCACCCUCAAAGAGCACGAUUUGUCAUAAUAGAUACAUGGUGUACCUGAGAUGGAAUGAGAAUAUUUCUAUUGUGAUAGCUUUGGCAACAGGAAUUGGACUGGUUCUGAAAGUAUUGAUUGGUGCCAUCUUUGUCAUUUAUUUUGACACUCCCAUUGUCAAGGCUGCAGGAGGGAAGUUGUGCUUUGUCCUUUUGUUGGCCUUAGCCUUCAGCUGCAGCAGUGUGUACUCCUUCAUUGGGGAACCUAGUCCUGGGAUUUGUAUCACCAGGAAGCUGUUAUUCACAGUCAGCUACACAACUUGCUUGGCAUGUCUCCUCGUGAGGUCUUUUCAGCUUGUGCUUAUCUUCAAAAUGGCUAGCAAGUUGCCAAAGGCUUACAGUUAUUGGGUUAAAUACAAUGGGCAGUAUAUCUUUGUGUUUAUAAUGACUGUCAUUGAGAUCACAUCAUUCUUCAUAUGGAUAAUCCGUAAGAUUCCAGUUUUUGAGAGGAUCAAUGAUAUUUCACAAACUGAAAGCAUUCUGACGUGUGGUCCCACAAAUUUUCUUUUUUCACUCCUGUCCUUUUGUGGACCUAUCUUUCUCUGCUUGCUUUGCUUUAUGGUUUCCUACCUGAGUAAAGAUCUCCCCAAAAACUACAAUGAGGCUAAAUACAUCACCUUCAGCAUGGCCGUGGUCUUGAUUUCCUGGAUAUUCCUGUUUUUGGUGAUUUUCUCCAGUCCUAACAGUUUCAUACCUUGUGUUGAAGCAGCUGUUGUUCUUCUGAAUACCUAUUCCAUCACUGUCGGAUAUUUCUUACCAAAAUGUUACAUCAUUCUCCUUAAACCAGAGCGCAACACCACUGCCUUUUUCCAAACCUGUAUCCAACAAUACACCAGGAACAGGGUAACUCCUCAACCAUAG
Rhincodon typus (whale shark) is the source of this 2196-nucleotide messenger RNA. RefSeq names its product taste receptor type 1 member 1-like. The record is from RefSeq and is a predicted model, not a curated record. Gene Ontology annotation, biological process: G protein-coupled receptor signaling pathway. The transcript is spliced from 4 exons. The coding region runs from base 1 to 2196 and encodes 731 amino acids. Gene Ontology annotation, molecular function: G protein-coupled receptor activity. Gene Ontology annotation, cellular component: membrane. Lineage: Eukaryota; Metazoa; Chordata; Chondrichthyes; Orectolobiformes; Rhincodontidae.